Episyrphus balteatus (marmalade hoverfly) is the source of this 1736-nucleotide messenger RNA. RefSeq lists its product as uncharacterized. Lineage: Eukaryota; Metazoa; Arthropoda; Insecta; Diptera; Syrphidae. Bases 1 to 1059 code for a protein of 352 amino acids. The transcript is spliced from 3 exons. The record is from RefSeq and is a predicted model, not a curated record.
AUGAUUAUCGCUAGACAACCCCAAAGAGACACAUCGACAUCGGAACUCUUAUCACAUAUACAUCAAAACUUGCCACCGACACCUACACCAACUGAAGUCACAUCAUCAACAACUAUUGCUGCAGCCACAGCUGCAGCCGCUGCAGCAGCAGAAGCUUGUUUUUACUAUGAUUCUCGCUACCCACGUCGGUUCAAUGAAGUUUCCUCAACAUCUCCUGCAAGCUCAACAAGUGGGACCGCAUUUAAUGGUCGUUCUUACGAUGGAUAUCGCUACAAUGCUUGCUCCUUAUCAGCCACGAACUCCAAGACUACGUACUGUUUCAACACCAGAUUUUCCAAUGCCUAUCAAAGCAUAUCGGGGUAUCUAUCAACGCGAUCGUUUUCACGAAGAUGUUCCUCCUUAUGCAUAUCCAGACCCAGUUGCUCCGGACAUGUUUCCACGAGUUCAGUUUGGGGAUACUCUGAACCUCAAUGCCUUCGAGGUCCAGCUUCAUCGACAACAACAGCAUCGCAUCCAAAUGCUGCUGUUCCAGCACAUGAAAAUAAUAAUAUACCACCAGAACCAACAGCAGCACCCUCAGCUCCUCAGUUGCCACCUGAAUCAACUUUUGAAAUAAGUUCUGAACAACAACAGCAACAACCACCACCACCACCGCGACGUGCAAACAUUUGCUCACCGCCAGCUGCACAUUCAACAGAGAGUACCAAUUAUCCGCCAUAUUUUGUGCGUGAUGUAAGUCAAAUGCGAGUACAGCGCCGUUAUCCAACAUUUAGUGCAGGAACAACACAUCAUCGACCUCAUCAAGUAGGAGCUCCACCACCCUAUCUUGUUCAUCAUAAUCUUUGGUGUCGCCAACAAACCAUGCAAGAAAUACAUCGCCGACACCUGACUCCAACUCCGAUAGAUUUAUCAUCGAAUCGGAGUUUGCCUAGUUAUCGAUCUCGACAGAUUCAAAAUAUAUGUCCAUGUGUUCACAGUAGAACAGGGCCGGUUCCGGCAUAUCAAAUGGUCAGUUUGUCAAUUUCAUUUGAACCCCCACCGACAACACAACCCAGAUAAAGGCAUGUACCUGCUGUACAUCAUCAUGAUUCAUCAUUAUACUUUGCCUACACCUGUACGUUUGGAAAUCGAUUUGAGAGCACCAUUGAUAAGCUUAAGAUCAAUCGAAGAUAUCGGAUCUAGAAUUGUAUUUGGUCCAACUACAAUACGAAUCCCCGACGAUCGGGAUUGCGUUUUAAAAGUGUGGACACCAGAACUACGUGAAAUGUGUAUUUGAAAUCCAUCACUUGUACCCUACGGCGAUCGACUACUUGGCAAGAGGGUUCGUGACUCAAUAUCUUAUAGAAUAGGAAAACCUUUGGUUAAAGUUUAUUAAAUGUAAUUUAUUCAAUUUAAAGUUUGUUUGGUUUUAUAAACGAAAUUUAAGGAUUACUUGUUGAUUCCAACUUUGUUGAAGAGCUUGUCCUUGGCUAUUUGCGCCAUGAGACCGUGAAUCAGUUCAAUAAAGGCACAACUGGAAUCUCUAGUUGCUUUAGUUGGUUUAUUUUCUGUUCGCUUUUCAUUUAUAUCACCACCUGAAAACAGAUUAAGAGCGAGGUUAGAGAAGCAAAGGAAAAAAAUAAUAAAAAUGAUUUUUAUUUUUAAGCGGAGUGAUUGAAUAUAAUUCAAUUAAAAAGUUCAAGUGACCUCAAACCUCAACUCUAUAUUAGGGCUGUAAAAGUAACGACAAAAUGAGU